AAAGGAUGAACUCGAAACGAACCAGUUAGCAAGAACAAAGGCAAGAGAGAAAAAGGUUGCGAAAGUUUGCAGACUCCGGCAAAACUGCCUUCCCUCCCAUUAAAGCGAUUGGAUUAAAGUUCGGAGGCCCCGCCUAUGGGAGAGCGAGCAGCCCCCUUCCCCCUAUCCCUGACGAUUUUCACUGGUUUCAACGUUUUAGAUUUUUUUAUUUUCAAACAGCGAUGCAAUGAAAGACUACAAGAAUUGUAUCGAGCCAUCUAUAUAACUCAGAAAGGCUGAGGUGGAAUCGGCAAGCUUCUCUGCCAGGCUGGCCGCUGCGGUUUGCAAAUCGGGCCGUCCGAAAUGCUCUGGAUCCAAUGUGCUACAGUCGGGCUCUACUGGUGGCUCAUUAUAAUAUUGGAGGAAACUGUACUUGGCUACCGACACUCAGUCUACUGGAACAGGACCAACAACAGGCUCUUCAAGGAUGACUAUGCUGUUCAGUUGGAGAUCAAUGACUUUUUGGACAUCUACUGUCCGCAUUAUCCCAGUGAUGUGCCUAUAGAAGAUACUGAAUCUUUCUCCCUCUUUCUAGUGAAGGAUGAGGAGUAUAAAGGUUGUUUCAAAACUUCUGGGGCCUUGAAACGUUGGAUCUGCAAUAAUCCUCAUGCCCCCUAUGGACCAGUCCGCUUUUCUGAAAGAAUCCAACUAUAUACCCCUUUCACACUAGGAAUGGAGUUUAUUCCAGGCCAAGACUACUACUAUUUUUCCCUGCCAAGUGAGGACAGUGAGGGCCUUAACCCCUGCCUGAGACUGCGCGUGACAGUCUGCUGUAAAACUACUGUUGCACAGGAAGAAGUCAUAGGGGAUACCACAACACCAAGAAGUGGAACUUUAUCUACCCUACAAGCCUCAUCUGUUGUUCCUCUCAUGUUCUUUAGUUCAGCUAUGUUUUCCUUCCCCCUCCUUCUACUAUCACCUUUUCUCUGAAAAAAUAAACUAGUUCCAUGAGAUCAUAGUAUGGGAGCCAAAAUGCAAUAAUGUCCAUGGAAGAAGAAGACCAUACAAGGCAAGCUGUGAAUAAAGUUAAUCUCAGGAGGUGACUGUGGUUGCAAAUGAGGGAAAUGUUGAAACUGACCCAAAACAUAACUGAAGAUUCAUUCUGGGACUGGGACAAAAUGGCAAGGAGAAUGAACUUUGAACUUGAUUAAAACGGCAUGAAGAAAGAAAUAUAAGCCUGAAUAAUAAAAACAAAGACACUGGUUUGUGGAAGUAAACAAAAAGCAUGAAUCAUACUGUAUCUCAAGAACUGGACGCUGCACAUGGAUUCUAAAAUUGACACUUCAGAGUGCCAUACCUAAAACCUGGAACUGAGCGAAGAGCACUGUGAGACGAUACCUUCUGAGAAUGACAAGUCUUCAGCUGGACCAUAUCCAGUAAGAAAGUGGUAUGUACUCAAGUGUUUCCAGCUGGCCUUCUACCUUAACACAUCUGUGCACGGCAGUAAAUUGCACUAUUUUCUUUCCAUCCUUCACCCUGGAGUGAUCUUUUUUUUUUUUCGUGACACUAUUGCAGCAGUGUGGUGUACUCCUGAGCACUAGCCAACAAGUGAGCUAACAUUUUACUCACUGUCACCGGACGUUGACAGAAAGCCCAAAAAUAUAAAUUGCGCUGAUGCUCAGAGGCUUUCUGUCCUGUCCUAUUAAUUUUGUAUGGUAUAAGGAUUGGAAACAUACCACUACAGCCCACCUCAGUUGGACAGUUUUCAUUUGAAUCAGUCUUUCCUUCAACAGAAUCAUUUUCAACCUCAUCUACUGUUUUGGAUGCAGGACAUCAAAAAUGAAAUGCUGAUAAAAGGAGGCUUCAGAAUGAUGAAUUUAAUAUCAGCACGCUUGCAUAGCUGUUAGUAGUCUUUAUUUAAACUACUUUGCAAAUGUAAAUACCGAUUAGCAGUGUCUGGAGUGAAACUUCAUUCCAUGCCAGCCCAAAAGAUGACAGAGCUGCUCCACUUGGGAGUAGUUCUGUCGAUGUGGGAUCAGCACUCAUCCAGCCUGUUUUAUAACCCCUCCUCAACCUUGUAGAGAGCCUUGAAUGAAGGCAACAUUAGAGAUAUUCGCAUUAUCACAUAAAACAAAGUGUUUACAAAAGGAUUUUAAAUGGUCCUACUUUUAAAGAUUCAUGUUUAAUUUGAAAAUGUUUAAAAUGCAAAAAGCAAAAUCACAACUUAACUGUGAGCUGACACGUGUUUUGUGACCAUUUAGGAACAGCCCUUAAACCUAAAAAAAAAUAUUUUCGCUUUCUUAUAAUGUGCCUGCAUUCUUUAUUGUAAAAGCAAGGCUUUUGGGCAGUCCACAGGUGGUUCAAACUCAUAUCCUGUUCAUUCAGAUCAUUGUUCCAGUCACUUUAUCCAUCUUUUUUAAUCUUAAGAUUCAGCGCUCUUAAUUGCUUCCGUUUGUUUAACCAGCUCCCAAUUAACAAUGAAUUUACACCUCUCUGUAUUUAGUUUAGAACUUAGAAAUACUAAUUCACCUAAGACCACAAAAUAUUAAGCUGAUAUUCUCAAAAAAUAAAAUCUAUAAUAUUAGAACUGCCUAAUGUGGCAGAAUGAGAGCACUCAAAAGUCUUAAAAUUGUUAACAGGAACAACUUGCUACUAAUUAGAAAACUAGCAAAUAACUGCUGGCUUCAAGGAAAGGAUUUUAAAACUGCUACAGUAGAGGCUGGACUUGCCCGAUCACUUGAUCAAAGCAGACCCUUCUCAAACUAUCGGGCCCCCUUUAGGUACACACGUCAGUGCACUUCUGUGAGCAGAAGAUGCUAACCCAUGUAUGCUUAGGAUCGGCCUCCUUGCCACCAUCUCAAAAAAACUGCCUUUAAUUUUUGAGAUUAUCCUUCUUUUCAUUCUCAAGUGUUUAGGGGCAUUUCUACAACUGAUUGAUAAGACCUAUCCAGGGCAAGUCUUUAAAAGGGUCUCACAUUUAGGCCUUUGAAAUGCAAUGCAACUGUAGCACCCUGUGGCUGUCUAUAACCAUCCAUACCUACUCACAGCCAUUUGCAGGGCUGAUUGUGAGAUAAGCACAGUGCUGUAUGGCCUCUAAGCAUAUGGACGUAGUAAGAAGUAGCAAAGUUACAAAAGAGACAAAGGGCUCACAAAUCCUAAGUUUGCCUUGUUAGCUGGUGUAAAACCUAAACCUGAAUCUCCAGGUCCAGAAACAAUUUGUUAAAACAAUUUUAUUUUAUUGAAUUGUAAUCGUUUUUACAUUUUAGUAAAGAUGGAUCAUUAUCUUCUGUGAGGAUGUUUUAAUCUUUCUGUCUCCUGUGGGGUAGAGAAGACUUUUGAAUAAAGAGAUAAUUGCUGCUCCCAGGUACUCCGUCAUCCUUUCUGUUGUUUAUACAAAGUGUAUUUUGUAUAUCAAUCCAUACAAAAAAAUGAAUCAAUAAAAAAAAUGAAAUGCU
This is a messenger RNA of Polypterus senegalus (gray bichir), 3434 nucleotides long. RefSeq names its product ephrin A4. Gene Ontology annotation, biological process: ephrin receptor signaling pathway; axon guidance. The record is from RefSeq and is a predicted model, not a curated record. Gene Ontology annotation, cellular component: plasma membrane. The transcript has 6 exons. Gene Ontology annotation, molecular function: ephrin receptor binding. NCBI's taxonomy places the organism in Eukaryota, Metazoa, Chordata, Cladistia, Polypteriformes, Polypteridae. Bases 343 to 969 code for a protein of 208 amino acids.